ACGUUAAAAGUAAAACUCGUCUACAACGGCUAGGCUAUAGAGAAACACACGUCUGAGCUACCUCUGGUUCGCCCCAAUUCCGCUCACCUUCCACCAUCGGAUGGACACUAUUCCGUCCUACUAGUCUCCGUCCAAUGGCUACUGCAACACGUGUCCCAUUCGUACCACUCACCUCCUGUUCUAUCCACCGUGGUAAUCACAAAUACUGUGUAGCCAAGUCCCUCAUUUCGCUUCCGCAAACUUUGACCUCUUUGCCACCAUUGAUUCAACAACAAAGAACGAAUUUAAAGAAUGGUCGACUCAGAAGACUUGCGGUGGUUUCUCUCUCGUCAGCAACGGCGAAUCUCAACCGAAGCACUGUUCUCGUCACCGGAGCUGGCGGUAGAACUGGUCAAAUUGUUUACAAGAAAUUGAAGGAGAGAUCAGAUCAGUAUGUUGGUAGAGGGUUGGCAAGAACAGAAGAGAGCAAGGAGAAAAUUGGUGGAUCGGAUGAUGUUUUUGUUGGGGAUAUAAGAGAUGCUGACAGCAUUCUUCCUGCAAUCCAAGGGAUUGAUGCUCUCAUAAUUCUUACAAGUGCUGUGCCAAAGAUGAAACCUGGGUUUGAUCCAAGUAAAGGUGGAAGACCGGAGUUUUACUUUGAAGAAGGAGCUUAUCCUGAGCAGGUUGACUGGAUUGGACAGAAGAAUCAAAUAGAUGCUGCUAAAGCUGCAGGAGUGAAGCAAAUUGUGUUGGUCGGGUCAAUGGGAGGAACAGACCUGAACAACCCUUUGAACAACAUAGGAAAUGGGAAGAUAUUGGUUUGGAAGCGAAAGGCUGAACAGUAUCUGGCUGACUCUGGAAUCCCAUACACAAUUAUAAGAGCUGGAGGCUUGCAAGACAAAGAAGGCGGUAUCCGAGAAUUACUUGUCGGAAAGGAUGAUGAGCUUCUUAAGACGGAAAUGAGAACUAUUGCCAGGGCUGAUGUUGCAGAAGUCUGCAUUCAGGCACUGCAGUUUGAGGAGGCCAAAUUUAAGGCACUUGAUCUGUCCUCAAAGCCCGAGGGAACUGGUACGCCGACAAAGGAUUUCAAGGCCCUCUUUUCCCAAGUCACUAGUCGUUUUUGAUGUUCGAUAGCAAUGGUUAUGUAAUUUUUUCAUGUUAUCCACCUUUAAAUAUUUAGAAUAAUUGUUUUCUACCUCUGGGAUUGUGACAUCAAAUUUUAUUUUAAUUAUGAAAGAACACAGAGCAGAACAAGGAGGUUAGAAGUUUGACCA
This is a messenger RNA of Cornus florida, 1253 nucleotides long. RefSeq lists its product as uncharacterized. Gene Ontology annotation, molecular function: oxidoreductase activity. The record is from RefSeq and is a predicted model, not a curated record. Bases 135 to 1103 code for a protein of 322 amino acids. NCBI's taxonomy places the organism in Eukaryota, Viridiplantae, Streptophyta, Magnoliopsida, Cornales, Cornaceae. Gene Ontology annotation, cellular component: chloroplast. The transcript has 7 exons.